Molecule: messenger RNA, 2278 nt
Organism: Grus americana (Whooping crane)
Lineage: Eukaryota; Metazoa; Chordata; Aves; Gruiformes; Gruidae
Gene: KLHL10
Product: kelch like family member 10
Exons: 5
Coding region: 346-2160 (604 amino acids)
Molecular function (GO): protein binding
Source: RefSeq, a predicted model, not a curated record
GCUUACAUUUGGGGAGCUUUAUACCCAGGAUAAAUAAUAUUUAAAAGUUGCAGGGGAACGACAAGACUGGUUUUGCACAGAGCAGCCAUCAGCAGGGUGUACGUACAGGGUCCAGUGUAAUUUGGGCUGUGGUUAAGCGAAGGCUGGGGGCAGCCAGGAGUGAGGGGGUCGGGAAGACCAGGACCCCCUUGCCUGUGGAGGGGUCCCCCCUGCAUCUGUGAUCUCAUUAUGGGGCAUAUUCCAGAACCACCGGACAGACAGGGGUUCAGAGACGCGUUGGAGGGCAAGUACAAAGCCCUGUAAGCACUUCAGAGAGAAGCACCUUCCACUGCCUCAGGCUUCAACAUGGGCGAUAGCUUGGUGCCCACCAGAUAUUCAUCCUCACACAUGGAGAGGAAGAUGAGUGCUAUGGCCUGCACCGUCUUCAAUGAGCUUCGCCUGGAAGGGAAACUCUGUGAUGUGAUCAUCAGCGUGGAUGGUAUUGAAUUCAAUGCUCACAAGAACAUCCUCUGUAGCUGCAGUCACUAUUUCAGGGCUUUGUUCACCAGCAGCUGGAACAACACAGAGAAGAUAGUAUAUAAAAUCCCUGGCACUUCACCUGAAAUGAUGAGGCUCAUUAUUGAGUACGCCUACACCAGAACAGUACCGGUCACGGCUGACAACGUUGAAAGUUUGCUAACCGCAGCAGACCAGUUCAAUAUCAUGGGCAUCAUCAGACUGUGCUGCGAAUUCUUAAAAUCCCAGCUAUGCUUCGAAAAUUGCAUCGGCAUCUGCAGACUCACAGAUUAUUACCACUGUCCCGACCUGCGAGAAGCAGCCUACGUGUUCAUCCUCCACCACUUCGAGGAGAUGGCCAAGGUCUCUACAGAGUUUCUAGACCUCUCUGUCAACGAGCUAAAGGACAUCAUUGAGAAGGAUGAGCUCAAUGUGAAACAAGAAGAUGUCGUGUUCGAGGCUAUUCUGAAAUGGAUUGCUCACGACCCGCAGAACAGGAGGCAGCACAUCGCAGUCUUGCUGAGCAAGGUUCGACUGGCACUGAUGCAAGCAGAACACUUCAUGAACAACGUCAAAACACACGAAUACGUGAGGGACAACGAGGAGUGCAAAGUUCUCAUCAUAAACGCGCUGACGGAAAUGUACAACCUCAAUAUGCAUGGCCCAUCUUUGGAUUUCACCAACCCGCUCAGCCGGCCUCGCCUGCCCUAUGCCAUCUUGUUUGCUAUCGGAGGCUGGAGCGGGGGGAGCCCAACCAACGCCAUCGAGACGUACGAUGCCCGUGCAGACAAGUGGGUGAACGUCACGUGUGAGCAAGAAAGCCCCCUUGCCUAUCACGGCACGGCUUAUUUAAAAGGUUUUGUCUACGUAAUCGGAGGAUUUGACAGCGUGGAUUAUUUCAAUAGCGUCAAGCGGUUUGACCCACUUAAGAAGACAUGGCAGCAGGUUGCACCCAUGCACUCGCGGCGCUGCUACAUCAGCGUCACCAUCCUCAACAACUUCAUCUAUGCCAUGGGAGGGUUUGAUGGAUACAUGCGCCUCAACACGGCAGAACGGUACGAGCCAGAGACCAACCAGUGGACACUGAUUGCCCCCAUGCACGAGCAAAGAAGCGAUGCCAGUGCGACCACGCUGCAUGAAAAGGUGUAUAUAUGUGGUGGGUUCAACGGAAAUGAGUGCCUGAUCACAGCUGAAGUGUACGAUGCCACGACAAGUCAAUGGACCUUCAUAGCCCCAAUGAGAAGCAGGAGGAGCGGAGUAGGUGUCAUUGCAUACGGCAACGAAGUGUAUGCGGUCGGAGGAUUUGAUGGAGUCAACCGGCUUCGGAGCGCGGAAGCUUACAACCCCGCGGCCAACGCGUGGCGCACGAUCCCCACCAUGUUCAAUCCUCGCAGCAACUUUGGCAUUGAAGUGGUGGAUGAUCUUUUGUUCGUGGUUGGUGGCUUCAACGGUUUUACCACUACUUUCAACGUUGAGUGUUACGAUGAAAAGGCUAACGAGUGGUACGAUGUUCACGACAUGGGCAUAUACCGUAGUGCUCUGAGCUGCUGUGUGGUGCCGGGUUUAUCUAACGUCAGGGAGUACGUUGCCAGACGAGACUACUACAUGGACAACUCUUCAAAGGAAGUCAGGUUCACUUCUUCAACAAGUAGCUUGCCUAUAUAAACAGCUCCCCUCAGCCAAUAAAGUCUUCUGAGCAGCAAGUGAAUGUAUUCACUUAUUCUAAAAUAAAAACAACUGAUACAGGCCAAAAGAAUAAUUAGUAUUUAAAACUUUGAUUCUA